AUGGCGUCGAACCCACAGAAUAGCAAUUGCUUCCUGAACGUGCCGCAGUUGAUCGCCACCUACUCGCUGCUAGCGAAUGCUGCUGAUACGAAGGUGGCCAAUCAGCUGCGUAAUCGUCUCUUCGGCACCGAGGUGGACGAGCUGGCCCGAAUCGAGCGCAGCCGCCGUUGUCCGAUCAUCACGACGGCGUCGAAUCUGGUGAUCCGCCUGCCGGACGUCAACCAAAACGAAAUGUUUCGUGUUCCUUUUGAGGGCCUCCCCGUCGACGUGCUGGCCGGCGAGAUUCGCUCGUUCAAGGCCGACUCCGUCAAGCUGUUCCAGAUUGAUCGCCACGACGUGCUGACGGUGCCCACCGUUCACGACGCGCUGACGAUUUAUAUCAUUCAGAAAAACAUGACCGAGUUGCUGGCGAGCAAGGCCCACUUCACGGAGCUCUUGCGCAAGCUACGCCUCAAUACGGAAGUGUCGAAGGAGUACAAGUCGCUGAUUCUGCCGGUGUGGGACCAGCCGGGCCGAGCCGCCAACAUUGCCGAAGCCUUUCAGAGCGAACUCCGCGACAACCCGUACAUCUACAACCAGCUGUUCGUCCCCGGCGGUUUUGAGGAUUUGGCCCAACCAGAUAGUGCCCCGUCCUCGACGCUGCCGCCGGCCAUCCAGCACCACGAUCUGUUCGACAUUGCCGAUCUGUCGCGCAGAAAGGGAUCUCGCCCUGUCCCUCUCCCUCCAGUGCCCGCCGACUACACACGCUACAUAGUCGACCACCCGUUCGUCAUCAUCCUCAUCGACAAGGCCAUUAAUAUGCCGGUGCAGAUGGGAUAUAUCAGCCGCCCAACUCCAGCCGAUCGGCCGCGCGAUGACGCCGCGAAGAAGGGCCUCGGCUGCACGAUCGCC
This is a messenger RNA of Mesorhabditis spiculigera, 891 nucleotides long. The record is from the annotation of a GenBank genome assembly. Lineage: Eukaryota; Metazoa; Nematoda; Chromadorea; Rhabditida; Rhabditidae.